AUGGAUAAAAAUCAAAUAAACACUUGUUCGUCAGGAGAAAAUGGUCAUGAAGAAGAUUUUGAAUUUAUGGGUGAUACUCCAAAAGAAGAUCCUGCUAUUGCUGAACGUCGUCGUUUACGGCAAAAUCAAAUAACAAAAAAACUUGGUGAAUAUUUACUUAAAGGUUAUUGUAUGUUAAGUGAUACUUGUUCAGAUUGUGAUUGUAUUCUUCUUCGUACACCGGAAAAACAAUUACUUUGUGUUGUUUGUAGUGAAAUUGAUGUUGAUAAAAAAAAACAACAUCAGAAUGAAAAAACGCCAGCAAUGAAAAAGAAUACAGAUACUAGCAAAGCUUCUACGAAACACAAGGAUAAAAAACAACGUAGUGGUGAUAAUCUUAGUGAUUAUAAUAAACUUGAAAAUAAACUUAAAUGGGCUGUUGAUGAAUUAACAAAAUCUCAAAGUCCAAAUCGUAUUAGUGAUAUGUGUGCAGUUAUUAUUAAAUUAACCGAAACAAUCAAAAUACUCAAAGAACAUGAAUUAAGUUUAACACAACAUUAA
Adineta steineri is the source of this 540-nucleotide messenger RNA. The record is from the annotation of a GenBank genome assembly. NCBI's taxonomy places the organism in Eukaryota, Metazoa, Rotifera, Eurotatoria, Adinetida, Adinetidae.